This is a messenger RNA of Syzygium oleosum, 2966 nucleotides long. RefSeq names its product receptor-like protein 7. The coding region runs from base 100 to 2829 and encodes 909 amino acids. The transcript is spliced from 2 exons. Gene Ontology annotation, molecular function: protein binding. NCBI's taxonomy places the organism in Eukaryota, Viridiplantae, Streptophyta, Magnoliopsida, Myrtales, Myrtaceae. The record is from RefSeq and is a predicted model, not a curated record.
CCGUUGGGCUUCUUGUAUAUCCCAAGUCGAGAAGUAUCCUUAUCCCACUAACUAGUUUUGCAGAGUACCACAGAAUAAGUGUCCUUUUACUUCACCAACAUGAUAAUCUUGCAGUUCUUGCUUUUGCUGUUAAGAGUUGUUGCAUCUCUUUCUCUUAAUUCAACCCAACCACGAUGCCAUGCAAAUGAGAGAUCUGCCUUAUUGGAGUUCAAGGCAACCUUUUUCACAAAAAGGCCUCCUUGUUGUGAUGAAUCAUCGGAUAAGCAUGUGAAGCUUGAAUCUUGGAAAGCAAUCGGGGAAACUACGAGCAAUUGUUGUGAUUGGGAUGGUGUUGAGUGUGAUGAGGCGAGCGGUCACGUGAUUGGCCUCGACCUCAGUUGCAGUUGUCUCACCGGUUCCAUCAACUCCAGCACCGCCAGCAUCCUCAGUCUAGUUCACCUACAAAGCCUUAACCUCGCUUUUAAUGGCUUCAAUUUCUCUCAGGUACCACUUGAAAUUGGAAACCUCGGCUCUUUGCGUGAAUUGAAUUUGUCCAACUCCAAUUUCAUAGGCCACAUCCUAACUUCACUGGGCAACUUGACCCAACUCACUCAUCUAGACCUCUCAUUUAAUGCAUUCUUCGGUUCAGUCCGAUCAAUUGAAAAUCUAACUUUACUUGCUCAUUUAGACCUGAGUAUAAAUUCAUUCAGCGGUAAAAUCCCAUCAAUUUUAGGACGUUUUGCUCGACUUAAGCAUUUGGAUCUUGGCAGUAAUGAUUUGACAGGUAAAAUUCCAUCUUUUCUAGGAAACCUUACCAAACUGAACUAUUUAAGUUUGGUAGGGAAUGAACUCAUGGGUGAAAUUCCAUCCUCUCUACGGAGCUUCAUGCAGCUUACUUAUUUGGAUCUGAGCUUUAAUCAAUUGACAGGACAAAUCCCAUAUUUCUUAGGAAACCUUGUUCAGCUUACCAGUUUAGCUCUUUCCUCCAAUCGAUUGACUGGAGAAAUCCCAUCGUCUUUCCAAAACCUCCAAGAGCUUGAGUACUUAUUUUUAGACACAAAUGAAUUAGAGGGGGAAAUACCAACUUGGUUAGGUAGUCUGGCGCAGUUGGGUUAUAUUAACUUUUCAUUUAAUAGCUUCCACGGCUCAAUUCCAAGCACAAUCACUCACUUACAGAAUCUCGGCGUUCUUGAUCUAACUUCAAAUAAUUUAAGCGGCACAGUGGAGUUAGAUAUGUUUUCAAAGAUUGAAAGCCUCUUUGUACUUAAAUUAUCAUCCAAUAAUUUGUCGGUGAUGAUUAAACCCAACAUAUCAAAAAGAUAUUGGGUACUAGGUCUUGGUUCAUGCAACUUAAAUAGUUUCCCAGAGUACCUUCGUGGUCAAGAAGAUCUGUAUCAGCCAUUUAAAGAUCUGUAUCAGCUAGAUCUAUCCUACAACAAGAUCAGCGGUCAAGUGCCCGAAUGGUUCUUAAAUGUAAGCACAAAAGAGCUGGUGUAUUUGAACCUUUCUGGUAACUUCCUAACUAGUUUUGGACAGGAUCCCGUUACCUUCAAGUGGACAAAGCUUGUCAGUGCAGAUCUCAGGUUCAACCAGUUGCAAGGAUCACUUCCGAUUCCCCCUCCCAAAAUCUUGAACUACUACAUUUCAAACAACAGACUCUCUGGAGAAAUAUCGCCAGUUAUAUGCAAUCUAACCUCGAUUCGGAUGAUUGAUUUGUCCAAUAAUAACUUGACUGGGGUGCUUCCGCGGUGCUUGAGUAAUUUGAGUGGUUCUUUGGAAGUAAUGAGCCUACAAAGCAACGGCUUUAAUGGGAAAAUUCCUCAGUUGAAUGGGGACAACUGUGCAUUUCUCAUGAUUGAUCUGAGUUAUAAUGAAUUGAUGGGGCCACUGCCAAGAUCACUCCGUAAAUGCAAGAAUUUGGAGUUCCUGAGUUUUGGAAACAAUCAGAUUAGAGAUGUUUUUCCUUCGUGGUUGGGAUCACUUAUUGGCUUAAAGGUACUUGGAUUGCGACAUAACAGAUUUCAUGGACUAGUUGGGGAACCGACAGAUGGUUUUGAGUUCCCUAAGCUGCAAAUCAUUGAUCUUUCUCAGAACAAUUUGUCCGGUAGCUUGCCAUCCGGGUACUUCAAGCAGUGGACUGCCAUGAAAGUUUCUGAGAGAGUUCAAUCAGACUACAUAGGCAAUUUUAUCCAGGAAGCAAUGCCGUUCUUUCCAUCCUCAACCUUUGACUACUCUAUGAGGGUAAUUGUCAAAGGCAUCCAGACGAAUUACUCAAAGAUCCAAGAAUACCUCACAUUGAUUGAUCUCUCGAGCAACAACUUCAGCGGAGCGAUCCCCGAGACCAUCGGAAGCCUAAAGCAACUAGAAUUGCUCAACCUUUCCAACAACAUGCUCUCCGGUCCCCUACCUCCAUUCUUGGCAAACCUAACGAAUUUGGAAGCAUUGGACCUUUCUCAGAACCAGCUCUCCAGAGAGAUCCCUCAGGAGUUGACGCAACUCACUUCGCUUGCAGUCUUCAACGUAUCUUAUAACCGUCUAACUGGGCCUAUACCCCAAUCACGGCAGUUUUCUACAUUCGAAAACAACUCCUACAAGGGAAACUCGGGGCUAUGUGGCACUCCUCUGUCUAGAAAAUGCGGAGAUCCCAAAGCGUCACCGCCAUCAUCUCCAACGUCUGAAGAAGAUCCAGAUUAUGGAAGUGCAAUGAAAUUAGACUGGAAGAUCGUGUGCAUGGGGUAUGCAAGUGGGUUAGUGAUUGGAGUGGUCCUCGGGAGCAGCUUGAUCACAAGAAGAAGAGCUCAGAGCCUUGUGAAGAACUUUGGCAGAAGAAAACAAAGGCGAAGAAGGUAGAAGAGAUGGUCCGAAACCAAGGAAUACUCAACCGAAAUCUUUCAUCUUCUGUGUUUGAGUACCUGUAACUUUCUCUUAAGUUUUUCUCUUUUAGAUAUUAACUAGUCCAUAUGCAUUUUGAAUAAAGCAUUCUGUAA